This is a messenger RNA of Gregarina niphandrodes, 3510 nucleotides long. RefSeq lists its product as hypothetical. The coding region runs from base 1 to 3510 and encodes 1169 amino acids. The record is from RefSeq and is a predicted model, not a curated record. The transcript has a single exon. Lineage: Eukaryota; Apicomplexa; Conoidasida; Eugregarinorida; Gregarinidae.
AUGUUUUCUGAUGAACUGAAUUUGAAGGAGCAUGAAGCAUCGAAGGUGGAGCAUGAAACAUUGGACAUUGACGAAGACGAUGAGGUCGACAACAGCAGCAGCAGUGCGACUGCGGUGCAGCAUGCCGCCGACUUGGGUGUGCGCAGAGGGACCUGGCUGGCUUCAGACGUAUCCGCGACAGAUGAAGACGACUCGUCUACCUCCAGCGACCCUGUGGUUCUACAUCGAGGGCUGAGGGCACGAGGACUGUGCGAGACCAAAAAACUCUCGGUUUUAGAUGACGAUGAGUGGAUCAGGUAUUUUGCUCCUACCAACUGCCGCUUCUCUCUGCUGCAUGCGGUAAAACAGCACUGCAUCAUUCCAAUGUCUUCUAACUUGGCCCUCCCACGUAAGGCGGCGCUGGAAGCUUUGGUACUUGGAUCCGGCAGUCCCCGGGGUCGGGCACUGGUUCGCGAAUUGUGCCAAAGGUUUGAGAAGGUAUACUGCAUCGGUCCUUUGACUUUGAAGGACCGUUUGCCAGCGAGUGACAAGGUUAUAUAUCUUCAAGGAAAUGUGUGGGAGAGUGAUCUUGGAGUUGGCAGUACAAAGGGUAUGUCCUGGUGGGAUCAUUUGGGACAACGAGUUACUCACAUUUAUAUCACCUACUCAUGCCUCGAAAACUUACCCAUAGAACCCGUUUCAGAGAAUGGCUCCGAUCUACACUCAAACAGUACUUGCCCUUCUGGCAAGUGUCCUGGCAAGUGUAAAUGUUCACCUGGCCACAUUGUCCCAACUGUAGAUGAUUACGACACUCUGAAGCCGGUCAUUGAUAGGAGGCUCCAUGGCAUGUACCAGAAUGUAUUCAAACUAUGUAACAUGUACCAUCGGAAGUGCAUCACUAGCUUCAGUCAUCUGACUUCACAUCUGAUCACUAAAAAGUUUCGCGGAGGUCAUGGUAUUAUCUUAGAAGGAGAUUAUUUAGACAUCGACUCAUUGCAAGAGUUUGAACGCCUGUAUUUCCCAUGCGAAGAAGACAUCAUGGAAACAGCGUCAUUGCAGGAAUGUGUUACUCCAGACAGAGGCCCGACACCUCAUACGAGUAGUUCUGAAAGAAGCACGGAGGUUCCUACUUCCCCGAGAUCUCUACCGAUGAUGGAACAAAAUUUUUCGUUUUCGAAGAAACAGUCGUUUCGCAGUGACGUGGCCCAUCAGCAGAGUGUAUUUCCUUUGUUGUGCUGGGUGGAUCUGGUGAGUGAGGCCCUCUUGAUGUAUGCUUUUGAAACGCACGGUUACGAUGUGUGCAUGAUUCGAAUUCCGGGUGAUGUCCUUGGCUCUUGUAUAUCCCGUAGACACGGUUUGUGGUCUUUACUGUCGCUGUGCAUGUCCGUAAAUUGUUUGCCUGGCUUCAUAUCUGAUGACGUUAUUAUGGCAACCUUUCAUGCCAUGGAGCCGGUAAUGAGAUUCGCUGUGCCCCUAAGUAUGCGCCAUAAUCAUCGGAUAUACCAUUUGUUAUUAAAGAAGGACUAUGAUAUCUUACCCAUACAUGGCACGUCGAGAUUAUGCUAUGAUUUGCCAGACGUUCAAGACGCGUUUAUGAAGUUAGGUAUAAUAUUGCCGAUCAUAAAUCGUGUCGAAUUUGUCACUAGACUUCAGGAGCUCGGCAAUGGAGUGAGUAGAGUACAGAAGCGUGCCGUGGAGUUCGCAUUGGACCUACUGGACGUUGUUGAUGACAAUACACGAAUUUCAGUUGUCAAUUCACGGACUGACCUUGAUUGGUUAUUGCUAGCCCAUCCAGAAUUACUUGUUCAUCAUGACAACAAUCGCAUGCUAUCAUGGAUGAAUGGAAUGGUUAGCGGGAUGGUAGCCCCAAAGGAAGAUGUAAUAAAGAAUAUUGGAGGUGAAUGCUUGGUAUCGUUAACUCUUUCAUUAUUGGGUCGUGGACUUUUAGACUUGCCAUCCCGAUAUUAUGAAGAUCGUACAUUGGAUGUAAUUAUUAGAGAACUAGAAUUGAACAAGAACGAAUUAAAUAGUAGUUGCGUAUGUGGUGGUAAUGAUGGAUGUAUAUGUUCUAAUACUAAUUUGUAUAUGACAAUGUGUAAUGGAUGGAAUAGAUUGAUACAUGUUUCAUAUCAUCAGAAAUUAUCUCCAUUAGCUAUAUUAUAUAUAGAGCGACUAUGUCAUUUAUCCUUAUUUACAGUUCUCAAUAUGAUACGACAAGAAACGUCACCCAUAACGCCAAGAACCAACAAAUUAUCUGUUCGAGUUUUGUUAUGUUUUGGUGUAUCAGGGAGUGAAGAAUUAGCUACUGCUUUAAGUGUGAUAGAUGAGGUGGAUGUGGUGCAUGAUUAUCUGAUAUGUAACCUAUAUGGUAAUAAUUAUAGGUCAUCAAAGUUUACAUCAAGUUUAGUGGAUCCACGGAUUAAUGAUUAUGCAUGUUUAAUAUCAUUAUUAGAAUCGGAGAAUUACUAUUCUAAUGUUCGCAUGUACUCUACUCAUAAGCAAUACAAUAUCUAUUCCCAGGUGUUGAAUACUAUUCGUAAAUAUCCAAGUACUUAUAAUAAUUUGACAUGUUAUAGUCUAUUAGGAAGAUGUCCUGAUCUGGGUUUACGAUAUAGACUUUUGGACUAUUCAGAAUUUGUAUACAACGAGAUACUAAAUGAUGACAUUAUGAAGAAUAUAACUACCAUACAAAUUCGAUUUCAUAAGCAUUUGAUUCUACAAAAUAAUAUUAGUAAAAUAUAUUUAUUUAAUUAUAAAUAUAAUUUAUAUAACAUAAAAAUAUUAAUAAAUUUAUAUAAUUAUAAUAUUGGCUAUGGUGUUGGCUAUGGUGUUGGCUAUGGUGUUGGCUAUGAUGUUGGCUAUGGUGUUGGCUAUGGUGUUGGCUAUGGUGUUGGUUAUAAUAUUAUACCUAUCAUAAUUCAUCGACGUAUUGGCAGUGCAAUAUAUAGUACUAUGAAUACUAUGGUGGACCAUGAAAUUGAUAAUAAUUUAAUUAAAUUAUAUAAAAUAUUUAUAAAUUUUAUUAAAUUAUCUUAUCAUAAUCUUAUUACCAUUGAAGAUGAAAUUGCUCUCAUGUUCUUAAAUGAGCACCCCAGGCUACAACCACCAAGACAUUUUGCUGUUCCUGUAUACUAUUCGGAUCUUAUUAAGUCACCUAUCACAACUAUUAAUAAACUCCUGACACAAUCUACGAUUCCUCCUCUGAUACAAAAAGACGGAGCAGAAGGGGUAGGAGGGGGGUUUCGAAGUUUCAGUUUUGGACGACGUGUCCCUAAUAUGUUAUUUGGUCAUGAAAAGUACAUCAUAGAAUUCAUCGAGAACAAACCCAAAACAAAGUAUCAAGUCCCAUUAGAUGCAAUCGGUAUAAAACCAACAUACAUCCAACGUAGCUUCGCAGAUUAUCAACUUCGAUCUGUUACAGAAAAGGCAAGAGGAAGAUGUGCCAUCGAAUCUAUUAUAUGGCAGUGCAUGGUCAAUAACUCUAUCGAUAUCAGUCUCUAUUAUGAUGAGCAAGGCAGAAUCAAAAAAUAA